This is a messenger RNA of Hirsutella rhossiliensis, 2493 nucleotides long. RefSeq names its product RNA12 protein. Lineage: Eukaryota; Fungi; Ascomycota; Sordariomycetes; Hypocreales; Ophiocordycipitaceae. Gene Ontology annotation, cellular component: mitochondrial inner membrane. The transcript is spliced from 4 exons. The record is from RefSeq and is a predicted model, not a curated record. The coding region runs from base 1 to 2493 and encodes 830 amino acids. Gene Ontology annotation, molecular function: RNA binding.
AUGAUUGCGAUGCGAGGCUCUGCCUCUCUAUCAAGUCGGCCGGGCGUGCGAACCUCGAUUUCCUCGAGCCAACCAUGCGUCUGGGCCAGCGCGACAGCUCGUCGGCGAGCCCGCCUUGGUCUUGCGCAUCGAGCAUGGGAGAGCACGUCGUCCAUUGCGGAGGAGAAGGAGAGCGGGCGCUUUUCCGUAAAGCCCAAUGAGUCGCUCUUGUUCUUUGAUAACCUUUUCCCAAUCAGGCUGAGUGCCGUGCUCAGGAUCUGGUCGGAUACGGACCGGGACCUGGCCGAUUUGCUCAAGCGAUUCGACAACUCGACCCUGGGCAUCCUGGACCCCAUUCGGCUGGUCAAGAGGGCGAUUCCGGCCGACAUUCCGCUCAAGGUGACGGAGAUUCUGCCGCGGCUCAAGGAUGGCGGAGCCUAUGUCAAGGUGCAGUACGAUGCGAGCGUGAGCCCGUCAGACAUUGAAGGCACGCUGCAGCGCAAGCUCCAGCAGCAGCCGCUCAAGCCCUGGUUCAGCCCGUUUCGAGGCAUCAAGGCUCGCUUGGUCGACUUUGUGCCCUCGACGCCGGGGGCCACUCCCGUAGAGUUAUCCGAGGAGACUCUGUACAGUCUAUUUCGCAAAUACGGCAAGAUUGCCGACAUACUGCCCCAGCCGUGGGACUCCAAGGAGACGCCGCGGUUUGCGCAAAUCGGCUUCCCACGGGUACGCGACGCCAUCAUGGCGCGCAAUUGCCUGCACGGCUUCGUCGUGACCGAGGCCAUGGGCGGCGGCAAGGACGGCACGGUACUGCGGCUCUCGUACGUCAGGCGCGUCAAGGCGCAUAGCAUUUGGAACUGGUUGACGAGCCACCCGCGCAUAGUAAUACCCAUUCUGGCCGCUCUUCUGGCCGGAGCGUCCGUUAUGAUUUUUGAUCCCAUCCGCAAGUUCUUCAUCAAAGCCCACAUCCAGCACUCUCUGCGCUUCACUGAGUCACGAAUCUACAAGUGGUUCAAAUCGCAGACGGACGGCUUCACCUUUGGCCGCAAGAAAGAGCUCGGGGGGGGGUUGAGCACCGUUUGGAAUCACCGCCGCGACGCCAUCGGCCAGCUCCAGGGUUGGCUGGACGGGAGCUCCGAUAAUUUUAUCGUCGUUACAGGCCCUCGGGGUUCGGGCAAAGCCGAGAUGGUGUUGGACCAGUCGCUCGCAGGGCGCCAGAACGUGCUUGUGAUUGACUGCAGGCCCAUCGUGGACGCCAGCGGCGAGGCGGGCACCAUCAAACGACUUGGAGGCGCAGUCGGAUACCGCCCGAUAUUCUCGUGGGCUAACAGCACGAGCAGCAUGAUUGACCUCGCCGUGCAGGGCACGACGGGCGUCAAGGCCGGCUUCUCGGAAACGCUGGAGUCCCAGAUCAGCAAGAUCCUGCACACGACUGCCGCCGCUCUCAAGGACGUGGCUCUCUCGGGCCGCUCGAGCAAGGACAAGGACGCCGCCCUCUCCGAAGACGCGUUCCUUGAGGCGCAUCCGGAGCGGAAGCCCAUCAUCGUCAUCGACAACUUUCUGCACAAGAAUGACGAGAAGUCGAUUGUCUAUGAAAAAAUUGCCGACUGGGCAGCGUCCUUGGUGCAGAACAAUAUCUGUCACGUCAUCUUCCUCACAAGCGAUACGGCCUACUCCAAGCCCCUGUCAAAGGUGAUGCCCGACCGGGUCUUCCGGACCAUCUCGCUUGACGACCUUGAUUCCUCGGCCGCCAAGAACUUUGUCGUCAACAGACUACAGGAUGACCAGCGGCUCGAGGCCGAGGCGGGUGAGGAAAAGGGUGAGAAGCAGCAGUCGCAGUUCAACUUGGCCGAGCUCGACAAGUGCAUCGAGACGUUGGGUGGCCGCUUGACGGACCUGGAGUUCCUCUCGCGGCGGAUAAAGGCCGGGCAGCGCCCCCAGCAGGCCGUGGACGAGAUUGUGGAGGAGAGCGCGACAGACAUUGUCAAGAUGUUCCUGCUGCCCAAGACGGGCGAGACUGAGCAGAAGUGGUCGGCCGAACAGGCGUGGCACCUGGUCAAGUCGCUGGCCGAGUCCCCCUCGCUGCGCUACAACCAGGUGCUCCUCUGCCCGGCGUUUUCGGCAUCGACGACGCCGUCGGCGGCCAGCGGGGAGGCGGCGCUCGAGGCGCUGGCCGGGGCCGAGCUUAUCUCGCUCAAGUCGCGGCAGGGGCGGCCGCAGCAGAUCCGGGCGGGCAAGCCGCUGUACCAGGCGGCCUUUGCGCGGCUGGUGGGCGACAGGGUGCUGCGGGCCAAGAUGGACCUGGCGGUGCUGAGCGAGAUAGUGAAAGUCGAAGCGCGCGGCAUCGACGCAGCCGAGACGGAGCUGGCCCUCCUCGGCUCCUUGCCGCGGCAGACAGGCGAGACGGCGGGGCGGGCGACGUACCUGCUUGCCAAGCUCGACGCGGCGCAGCGCAAGAUCACCGAGCUGGAGCGGGAGAUGGGUGCGCUGAAGAAGGUGCUCAACGAGGAGUACUGA